AUGACAAAUUUCAGCCUGCUGUUUGACCUGAUCUGGUUUUAUCCCACUCUUACGGAAGACUCAGCAGUUUUCAUACGGAUUUUUCUAAAUAUUACAGUCACUGAAGAUCUUGUCAGAAGACGUGCAGAACAUAACAACUGUGAAAUGUAUCUUGACAAAUGGUGUCGAGAUUUAAAAAUUCUCUAUCUUCAGAAUAAUCUAAUUCCAAAAAUUGAAAAUGUGGGCAAAUUAAAGAAGCUGGAAUAUUUAAAUGUAGCUUUGAACAACAUUGAAAGAAUUGAAAAUCUGGAAGGCUGUGAAGAACUGAAGAAACUUGACCUGACAGCAAAUUUCAUUGGUGAACUCUCCAGUAUUGAAGCCCUAAAAUGUAAUAUACAUCUGAAGGAACUGUUUCUAGUGGGUAACCCCUGUACUGAAUUUGAAGGUUAUAGACAAUUCGUGGUGGCAACUCUUCAUCAAUUAAAAUGUCUGGAUAGUAAAGAAAUAGAACGUUCAGAGAGGAUUCAAGCACUUCAAAACUACCCAGAAGUGAAACAGAAAAUCAGAGAACAGGAACAAGCUUACCUUCUCAAAAGGGCCAGAGAAAAAGAAGAAGGUCAAAGAAGGAUGCAAGAAAGAAAGGACAAGAAAAAAACCCAAAUGGAAUCUAAGCUUGGAUGUGACAGCCCAGACUCCCUACAGAACACAGAAAACCAUCAGGCAGAAGGAGACAGAGAACAAGAAAUGUGGAAAACAGUUGAAGAUGAUGAAGACAGAAGAUUUUGGGAGGAGCCUACACCGUACACUCCAGAAUCUAGACUAGAAACUCACAGAUACAUUGAAGAAAAACGGAGAGCUAAAGACAAUAUAAGGGAAUCAAAAAAGAGAGAGAAGCCUCUUUGGACAUUGGUCACUGCAGAAGGAAAGGUUCUGAAUGUGAAUGUGCCUAAGCUUCAUUUCUCUUUGAGAGAUGAUGAAGAAAACAACCAGAUCAUCUUGGAUCUUGCUGUUUACAGACAUUUAGACACUUCUCUGAUUGAUGUUGAUGUCCAGCCAACUUACAUACGAGUACUGGUGAAGGGAAAGCCUUUUCAGCUUGUGCUCCCUGAGGAAGUGAAGCCAGACAGCAGCUCUGCUAAAAGAUCACAAACAACUGGUCAUUUAGUUGUCAGCAUGCCAAAGGCUAAAGAAAUAAUCCUGGUUAAGCAAAAAGUAUCUAUGUCAAUUAAAGAUUCUGACUGCAAUACACUGCAAAAAAAUGCAAGAAGGAGUGUACAAGUUGAGAAAUUAGAAGCGGAUCCCAGUAAAUAUUCAUUCCCUGAUGUGACAAAGAUAAUUCAAGAAAAGGAACGAAUUGGACAGGGACCUAUUAGCCUACAAGCAGAGAAGAUUACAGUGACUAAGAAGAGCUAUGUUGAUUUUGAAAAUAAUGAAGAUGUUCCUCCCUUAAUUUGA
Molecule: messenger RNA, 1434 nt
Organism: Egretta garzetta (little egret)
Lineage: Eukaryota; Metazoa; Chordata; Aves; Pelecaniformes; Ardeidae
Gene: DNAAF11
Product: leucine rich repeat containing 6
Exons: 13
Coding region: 1-1434 (477 amino acids)
Biological process (GO): outer dynein arm assembly
Cellular component (GO): cytoplasm
Molecular function (GO): protein binding
Source: RefSeq, a predicted model, not a curated record